CGCGCUCUCUGUUUCGGAUCGGAAAAGAAAGGGACGCUCCGAUUCAGUUUCAGAUCCAUCCUCAUUUGAGUCAUUUCUCAGCCACUUGAUCCUAAAUCCUCUAUAAUGGGUGUGGUGCAAAAUGAUAACGACGUGGAGGGGACGCUGGAGGUUGGCAUGGAGUAUAGAACUGUUUCUGGAGUUGCAGGACCUCUGGUUAUCCUCGAAAAAGUAAAGGGACCGAAAUAUCAAGAGAUUGUCAAUAUACGUUUAGGAGACGGAAGCACUCGACGUGGUCAAGUUCUAGAAGUUGAUGGUGAAAAGGCUGUUGUUCAGGUUUUUGAAGGAACAUCUGGAAUUGACAACAAAUACACAACCGUGCAAUUUACAGGAGAGGUUUUGAAAACUCCUGUCUCAUUGGACAUGCUUGGGCGUAUAUUUAAUGGUUCUGGAAAACCCAUUGAUAAUGGCCCCCCUAUUUUGCCUGAGGCUUACUUGGAUAUAUCUGGGAGUUCUAUCAACCCUAGUGAGAGAACCUAUCCUGAGGAGAUGAUACAGACAGGGAUUUCUACAAUUGACGUCAUGAAUUCCAUUGCCAGAGGACAAAAAAUUCCUCUCUUCUCUGCUGCUGGUCUUCCACAUAAUGAAAUAGCUGCUCAGAUAUGUCGCCAAGCUGGUUUGGUCAAGCGAUUGGAGAAAACUGAAAAUCUUCUUGGGGAUGCGGAAGAGGACAACUUUGCCAUUGUAUUUGCAGCUAUGGGUGUAAAUAUGGAGACUGCGCAGUUUUUCAAACGUGAUUUUGAGGAAAAUGGCUCGAUGGAGAGAGUGACCCUCUUUUUGAACCUGGCAAAUGACCCUACAAUUGAACGAAUUAUCACUCCUCGUAUUGCUCUUACUACUGCUGAAUAUUUGGCUUAUGAAUGUGGGAAGCAUGUCCUUGUCAUACUUACAGAUAUGAGUUCUUAUGCUGAUGCUCUUCGUGAGGUGUCUGCUGCACGUGAAGAAGUGCCUGGAAGGCGUGGGUACCCUGGGUAUAUGUAUACUGAUUUGGCAACAAUUUAUGAGCGUGCUGGAAGAAUUGAAGGGCGGAAAGGCUCCAUAACACAAAUUCCAAUUUUAACUAUGCCUAAUGACGAUAUAACGCAUCCCACGCCAGAUCUUACAGGAUAUAUCACAGAGGGGCAGAUAUACAUUGACAGGCAGUUGCACAACAGACAGAUAUAUCCACCCAUCAACGUUCUCCCAUCCCUGUCUCGUCUGAUGAAGAGUGCCAUUGGUGAGGGGAUGACCCGCAGGGACCAUGCUGAUGUAUCCAACCAGCUAUAUGCAAAUUAUGCAAUUGGGAAGGAUGUCCAGGCAAUGAAAGCUGUGGUUGGAGAAGAAGCUCUUUCUUCUGAGGACCUGCUGUAUCUGGAGUUCUUGGAUAAAUUUGAGAGGAAAUUUGUGGCCCAAGGAGCCUACGACACCCGCAAUAUCUUCCAGUCACUAGAUUUGGCAUGGACACUCCUUCGCAUUUUCCCCCGUGAGCUUCUCCACCGUAUACCUGCAAAGACCCUUGACCAGUACUACAGCCGAGACGCAACUAAUUGACGGAUUAAACAAGCUCGUAUCUCCUAUUCUACGUCUUAAUCAGCAUCGUAUGAGCUCUGAAUUUGUUUAUUUAUCUGCUUUUCCUUCCCGGGUUGCACAUCUUUCUUAUAGCCAGCAGUAAAAAUAAAGGUUCUGGUCCGCUUUGAGUUUGGCUAGUCCCAAUGAGGAGUAUUCUUUUAGUGAGGACGUUGCAGAUCUUGUAAUUCCUGUAUUUUUCGUUUCCUUUUUUUUGUUAGUUUGUGUCACCCAUUGUGAUUUGGGGUGUUGCAUUUACUCCUUUAUUGAGUUUUGACGAACGAUCGGGCAUUUAGGAUUGAUGGAGCCCUGUUAGAUAUGCUGCUUGUUCUAUAAUCAUAUUUAAUAUGUUUUAUCUCCA
Molecule: messenger RNA, 1945 nt
Organism: Alnus glutinosa
Lineage: Eukaryota; Viridiplantae; Streptophyta; Magnoliopsida; Fagales; Betulaceae
Product: V-type proton ATPase subunit B2
Exons: 15
Coding region: 106-1569 (487 amino acids)
Biological process (GO): proton transmembrane transport; ATP metabolic process
Cellular component (GO): proton-transporting V-type ATPase, V1 domain
Molecular function (GO): ATP binding; proton-transporting ATPase activity, rotational mechanism
Source: RefSeq, a predicted model, not a curated record